This is a messenger RNA of Prunus armeniaca (apricot), 483 nucleotides long. Lineage: Eukaryota; Viridiplantae; Streptophyta; Magnoliopsida; Rosales; Rosaceae. The record is from the annotation of a GenBank genome assembly.
AUGAUGAUUUGUUGUCAACCGAGAACGAGCAUCUGCUUUUUGUUGCUUAAAUGCUGCUACUGCCUGCAGGUACAAAAUCGCGGCGAACCACGGUAUGGGGUGGGGGCGAUACAGUCUUCAGUCCGGAUACCAAGAACAGGCCGCUCCUGUGCACAUCUACCUUCCAAGUUUGAGCAUGGCUGUGGUUUACCCUUGGACGGAAGAGCCUUGCAUCUAGCCACCUUCGGUUCCUGGCUCCACUAUUUGGAAGUAGCACUUUCUCAACGUACUCACUACACCAUAACCGGUAAAUCCCUGAUAGUGGCACAUGCUAGAUGUUGUGGGUGGUACUCGGCUACAUUCUCAACCCAUAACACUGAUACAUCGAAUGGCUUAAGUAAGCACAAGUUUGGCUUGGCUAAAUUCGCACGGGCAGCCAUCAUAUCUGGACAUUGGGCCGGGGCUCAUGCUCACCAGCCAUCAUCCUGUUCACAUGGAGCCUGA